This is a messenger RNA of Artibeus jamaicensis (Jamaican fruit-eating bat), 1228 nucleotides long. It is a transcript of the gene MAGEF1, whose product is annotated as MAGE family member F1. The record is from RefSeq and is a predicted model, not a curated record. Gene Ontology annotation, cellular component: nucleus. Gene Ontology annotation, biological process: negative regulation of transcription by RNA polymerase II. Lineage: Eukaryota; Metazoa; Chordata; Mammalia; Chiroptera; Phyllostomidae.
AUGCAUGAAGAGCUCCACGUGAAGAGCCAGCAGAUGGAUAAGAUCAUGGACGGGUUUGAGGAGACUCCCUCCUCCCGCCGCCCCAGCCGCUGCCAACCGCUCCACUGGGUUUGUGCAGCGGACCGAACAUCCCUCGGUCCUUUCGGUGCUCCGCGCCUGCCUUCCCGAAAACUGUUGCAGAACCCUCGGAGCGGGGGUCUCUGCGUCCCUCAGGCAGAGGAGCAGGAGUGUGGCGGCUGUGACUGUGCGACCCCGACCACCUUGCAGAAAGCCCCGAGCCCCCACCAGCGGGAGAGCCCCACGGCGGACCUUGGCGCCAAGAGGGAGGAGGCCGCGGAGCCCGCCCUCACCUGGAGAGGCACGUGGGUCUCGGCGUUCAAAGCCUUGACCAGGUGCAGGGCCUGCCGCCCUCCGAAUUAGACGGUGGCGGAAUUGGUGCCGUAUCACUCCAUAGGUCGCUCCGAAAUGGCGAAAAACAUUAUGGGAGACUUAAAGGAUCUUUUCCCUGAGAUCAUCGCUAGGGCCGCAGAACAUCUGUAGUAUGCCUUUAGUUUUGAGUUGAAACAGCUGGGCCACGAGCACCACACAUACCUAACCGACAAACUGAAACCUCCGAAGGAGAAGGAUCUGGGAGCGGAUAGCCCUAGACUGGGUCUCUUAAUGAUGAUCUUGGGUCUCAUCUGCAUACAAGAUAAUAGAGCCAAGGAGGCACAGGUUUAGGAGGGGCUGAGUCGGUUGGGGGUGUGUCCCUCAAAGUAUCACGACCUCUUCGAGCUCCCAAAAGGGCUUUUUAGGGAAGAUUUCGUGCAGCAGUGACACCUCGGUUACAUGGUGCCUCACACCUAUCCACCGGAUUGUGAAUUCCCUUGGGGUCCCCCAAGCAACCUGGAGACCAGCAAGAUGAAAACCUGGAGUUCGUGGCCAAGUUCCAUAAAAAAGGAAUCCCAGCACUGGCCAGUGCAGUACUGUGAGGCCCUGGCAGAAGAAGCCAGUACGAGGGCUAGGGCUAGGGCCAGGGCUGGCAUCGGGCCCUGGUGAGAGCCAAGGAAAAGGUGGUCAGUGAGAGGGUGGGGCGGUCCUGGGAGUGGAAGCUACUGUUUGAUUCUUAAGUAGUGUAAGGUGAGAGGAGUGUUAUUUCUAUAAGAGUUGUAUUUGUGUGACUAGAACUGAAGUUUUGUAUCUUGCUAGAUUUUGUGACAUUUAAUAUAUUACAAAAUUAAUGUUUAAA